AUGUCUAUUGCAUCACUCUCACGAAAUUUACCUCACGUCGCUAGGAGUUAUACCACUUUAUUACCUAAAUAUAAUCCAUUAAGAACAAUGGCUACUUACAAGAUUCUUAAUGAAACGUUUGAAAAACCAGAUCUAGAUGACAGACAGUACAGAUUUAUUCAAUUGCCUAACAAUUUGCAAGCACUAUUGAUUCAUGAUCCUACCACUGAUAAAGCUGCAGCUGCAUUAGAUGUUAAUAUUGGUGCCUUUGAAGAUCCAGAAGAAUUGCCUGGGUUAGCACAUUUUUGCGAGCAUUUGUUAUUCAUGGGAUCAGAGAAAUUCCCAGAUGAAAAUGAAUAUUCUAGUUACUUAAGUAAACAUGGGGGUUCUUCAAAUGCCUAUACAGGUUCUCAAAAUACAAAUUAUUAUUUUGAGAUUAAUAAUGAGCAUUUAUUUAAUGGUUUAGAUCGAUUUUCAGGAUUUUUCACAGGUCCUUUGUUUAAUAAGGAUUCUACUGAUAAAGAAAUUAAUGCUGUGGAUAGUGAAAACAAGAAAAAUUUACAAAAUGACGUAUGGAGAAUAUAUCAAUUGGAUAAAUAUUUAUCUAACCAUGAACAUCCAUACCACAAAUUUUCAACUGGUAACGUUGAGACUUUGGGUACUAUUCCUACUUCCCAAGGUUUGAAUAUAAGGGAUGAGUUAUUGAAGUUUUAUAACAGAUGUUACUCUGCUAAUUUAAUGAAAUUGUGUAUCCUUGGCAGAGAAGAUCUGGAUACUUUGUCCGAUUGGGCAACGCAGUUGUUCCAGGAUGUCCCAACCACCGAUCGUGAGGUUCCAGAAUAUCCAACCCAAGUUAUCACAAAAGAUCAUUUCACUAAGAUUAUUAGGAUUAAGCCUGUAAAGGAUAUCAGAAAGCUGGAGGUCACAUUUUUAGUACCUGAUAUGGAUGAACAUUGGGAAUCUAAACCAUCUCAUUUCUUAAGUCAUUUGAUUGGGCAUGAGGGUUCUGGUUCAUUAUUAGCCUAUUUAAAAAAAUUAGGUUGGGCUAAUGAAUUAUCAGCUGGUGGUCUUUCUGUGUCAAAAGAUAAUUCAUAUUUCUCAAUUAAUAUUGAUUUAACUGAAAAGGGGAUGGAUAAUUAUAUUAACGUUGUUCAUAUUAUAUUCCAAUAUAUUGAACAUUUAAAAAAUGCAUUGCCUCAGGAUUGGAUUUAUACAGAAUUAGCUAAUAUCUCUAAGGCAAAUUUCAAGUUUAAACAAAAGGGUAGUCCAUCAUCCACUGUAUCAAAUUUGGCUAAAAAAUUAUCUAAGGAUUAUAUUCCAGUGGAAAAUAUUUUAAAUUCUGGUAUAUUUACUAAAAAUGAACCAGAAAAGAUAAUCGAAUUCACCAAAUCUUUAACAGUAGAAAACUCAAGAUUUAUGCUUAUCUCGAGAGAUUUGCCAACAGAUACUGAAGAAAAAUGGUAUGGGACUGAAUACAGUAUCAUUGAUUACCCUGAAGAAUUAUUGAAAUUGACAGAAACACCUGGUUUGAAAAGCAGUUUACACCUACCACAUCCAAACGAAUUUGUUGCCAACAAUUUUACAGUUGAUAAACAAGAAGAUAUUGUUCCAUUGAAUGAACCAUAUUUGUUACAGGAUAAUGAAAAUGGGAAAUUAUGGUAUAAGAAGGAUGACAGAUUCUGGCAACCAAGAGGUUAUAUUUAUAUCUCAUUAAAAUUGCCCCACACUCAUGCAAGUAUCCUCACAAGCAUGCUUUCCACGUUAUAUGUACAACUGGUCAACGAUUCAUUAAAGGACUUGGAGUACGAUGCAGCCUGUGCCAACUUACGUGUCUCUUUCGUUAAAAUCAGUCAAGGUCUUGAUAUUACCCUUACUGGGUUUAAUGAAAAGUUGGCUACUUUAUUGACUAGAUUCCUAGACGGUAUUAAGAACUUCAUGGCAGAUAAAGAUCGGUUUGAAGUCUUUAAGGAUAAGACCGUUCAACAUUUGGAUAACUUGAUGUACGAAGUUCCAUAUGGUCAAAUGUACACCAUUUAUAAUUCUCUAUCUAGUGAGAUUUCCUGGUCUACAAAAGAAAAAUUAGAUGUUGCUAAACAACUAACAUUUGAGCAAUUUCAAGCAUUCAUUCCAACAAUUUUCCAAGAGAUGUAUUCUGAAAUCUUAGUUCAUGGUAAUUUGAAAUAUGAAGAGGCUAUGGAGAUCGAUUCAUUGAUUGAUAUUUUAAGAAAACAUUCAGUUCAAACUUCUCAAGUAGAUAAUAUUAGAAUGAGGUCAUACAUUAUUCCAAAUGCAAAAACCUUCAGAUAUGAGACUUUGUUAACAGAUAAGAAAAAUGUGAACUCAUGUAUUCAACAUGUCACACAACUGGACGUGUACACUGAAGGAUUAUCAGCUAUGAGUGGAUUAUUUGCCCAAAUGAUUCAUGAACCAUGUUUUAACAUUUUAAGAACUAAGGAACAACUUGGCUACGUCGUAUUCAGCUCCAGUUUGAAUAACCAUGGUACAGCAAACAUCCGUAUCUUAGUACAAUCUGAGCAUUCGACACCUUUCUUAGAAUGGAGAAUUGAUGAAUUUUACAAGAAGUUUGGUAAUAUAUUAACAACUAUGACUGAAAAAAACUUUAAGAAACAUAAGAAUGCCUUGUGCAAAAACCUGCUGCAAAAAUACAAAAAUAUGAACGAGGAAAGUUCAAGAUAUACAGCUGCUAUUUACCUUGGGGACUAUAACUUCUUACAUCGUCAAAAAAAGGCAGAAUUGGUCGAAGCUUUAACCAAAGAACAAAUGAUUGCAUUCUAUGAAAGAUAUAUCAACGGACCGGAUGCAACAAAGCUGGUUAUUCAUUUGAAAUCCCAAGCUGAGAAUAAGAAGGUUGAUAGUGAAAAGGAUCUAGAUAAUGCACUUUAUCCAUCAGGUAUAUUAAUCGAUGACAUUCGUCAAUUCAAGUCUGCUUCUUUCUUGGCGCCUAUUCGCCAACCUAGCAGAAAAUUUGAAAUAUACGAUCCCAACAAAUAG
This is a messenger RNA of Maudiozyma barnettii, 2991 nucleotides long. It is a transcript of the gene STE23, whose product is annotated as metalloendopeptidase. Gene Ontology annotation, molecular function: metalloendopeptidase activity; metal ion binding. The record is from RefSeq and is a predicted model, not a curated record. NCBI's taxonomy places the organism in Eukaryota, Fungi, Ascomycota, Saccharomycetes, Saccharomycetales, Saccharomycetaceae. The transcript has a single exon. The coding region runs from base 1 to 2991 and encodes 996 amino acids. Gene Ontology annotation, cellular component: cytosol; mitochondrion. Gene Ontology annotation, biological process: peptide catabolic process.